AUGUUAAAAGUACGACUGAACAAGAAAGUUAAGAAUAGCAUCAAAAUGAAAGAAACACUUUAUAAGCCAGCAAAGAUUAAUGUUAUCUUAGUGACGAUUGUGAUCCUGUCCAGGGGCAAAUGUGGUCUCUUGAAAUAUGUCACGUGGUACUUGGUCGCCAUGGUAAUGGGGGAUCUACUGGUUGUUAUGCUUGAUCUUAUAUUGAGACACAUUCCCAUUGUUUAUGAUGAUCAGUUUCUUUUCCUGAGAUCCAUCCCUGUGUGUAAUAUCCACGCCGUCCUGCUUUUUUCAGCCACUGACUGUUCUGUUUGGUUCACCGUCACUUUCGCCUAUGAUCGAUAUGUUGCCAUUUGUUUCCAGAAGCUGAAAAGUAAAUAUUGCACUGAGAAAACAGCGGCUGUGGUUUUGGGAACAGUGACUGUGCUGAGCUGCUUAAAAAACAUUACCUGGUAUUUUAUAUUAACAGCUUGGUAUUCCCUGGAUAACGUCCCCUGGUUUUGCUAUGCGACAGAGGAAGCUGUGCAGUCUACAGCCUGGGUAUCAAUCGAGUUCCUCCAUCACAUUCUGACCCCCUGUGUCCCAUUUGUACUGAUUCUGCUGCUCAAUGUUCUCAUCGUCAGAUACAUUUUAGUGAGAAGCAGAGUCCGCAGGAGACUCCGGGCUCACGGCAGUGGGGAGAGUCCCAGAGACUCAGAGAUGGAGAGUCGAAGGAGAUCCAUCAUUUUACAGUUUGUUAUCUCAGCAAAUUUCGUCUUGCUUUGGGCUACGCUUAUGGUUUAUUCUAUAUGGAGACGGAUGUCAUUUUUGGGGCAAGAAAUUAUAUAUCCGGAUUGGUUUGUAGUGGAAUUGGGCUUCAUGCUGCAGCUCCUGAGUUGCUGCACAAACACCUGUAUUUAUGCCGUCACCCAGACUAAGUUCAGAGAGCAAUUGAAAAAUAUGCUGAAAUAUCCCUUUACUUCAAUUGUUUAA
Messenger RNA from Carcharodon carcharias (great white shark), 969 nucleotides. RefSeq names its product probable G-protein coupled receptor 139. Gene Ontology annotation, molecular function: G protein-coupled receptor activity. The transcript is spliced from 2 exons. Gene Ontology annotation, cellular component: membrane. The record is from RefSeq and is a predicted model, not a curated record. NCBI's taxonomy places the organism in Eukaryota, Metazoa, Chordata, Chondrichthyes, Lamniformes, Lamnidae. Gene Ontology annotation, biological process: G protein-coupled receptor signaling pathway. The coding region runs from base 1 to 969 and encodes 322 amino acids.